AUGCACGAGCCGCGGGGCGAGUAUGAUGACAGCGAGGAGGACGAGGAAGACGGGGAGGGGUUUGGCCAUGCCGACUUCGCCGACGCGUUCGAAUACGCGCGCACCAACUUCCACCGCUUUAGCAAGCGCCACCUCGGCCAGAUCCAGCGCCUGUCGGCUGCGCUCGUUUUCUCCUCCAACAUUGACGAGUCACCUUACGCUGUGGCCUUUGCGACCAGCACCGCCUUUGCCGACCUGGCCACGUCAUUCACCCGCGAGUUCUGUUCCCUGCUCGGCCUGUCCGCCGAGUCACCACUCUACGUUGCCGCCACGGCCGGUACCAUUGCUCUGCCGCGGCUAAUCAAGUUUAUCGGGGCCACCCGCAGCAAGCGCACCGAAUGGACCACAGCAAACGAGAUGGCCUUUGAGACGCCGCUGCCCGAGUCCAUGACCUACCACUCCAUCUUUGUCUGCCCAGUCUCCAAAGAGCAGACCACGGCCGCCAACCCGCCCAUGAUCUUGCCUUGCGGCCACACGUUGGCACACGACUCGUUGCGGAACAUUACAAAAGGCUCAAAGUUCAAGUGCCCGUAUUGCCCGAUUGAAGGCCAGAUUAAGGAUGCCCGCCAAAUCAUUCUAUAG
Molecule: messenger RNA, 621 nt
Organism: Sporothrix brasiliensis 5110
Lineage: Eukaryota; Fungi; Ascomycota; Sordariomycetes; Ophiostomatales; Ophiostomataceae
Exons: 1
Coding region: 1-621 (206 amino acids)
Biological process (GO): proteasome-mediated ubiquitin-dependent protein catabolic process
Cellular component (GO): nucleus; cytoplasm; GID complex
Molecular function (GO): ubiquitin protein ligase activity
Source: RefSeq, a predicted model, not a curated record